This is a messenger RNA of Nymphalis io (European peacock), 673 nucleotides long. RefSeq lists its product as uncharacterized. NCBI's taxonomy places the organism in Eukaryota, Metazoa, Arthropoda, Insecta, Lepidoptera, Nymphalidae. The transcript has 3 exons. The coding region runs from base 185 to 475 and encodes 96 amino acids. The record is from RefSeq and is a predicted model, not a curated record. Gene Ontology annotation, molecular function: protein binding.
UUUCUACACUUAUGUAAAAAUAGCAAUGUAUUGAGAGCACCAAUUAUACAUCUAUAAGUAUCUAAAGUAUGUGUUUAGCGUUCCCCACCGCGCAAGACAUAAAGAGUAACAGCGGUCAGGCCUUUUCGAAACCAGUUGAGAGGUGACAUCGAACGUGCUAAGUGUACAGAAGUCCGUGCUAAAAAUGAGAGCUGCAACUUUGAUUUUAUUUGCGGCGAUGCUGGUUGCUGUUUCCUGUCGGCCAGACAAGCCCGACUUAAAACAACUUAAGGCGGAGGCUGCCCGGAAGAAGGCUUGUAUGCACGAUUGCUCGUCCGUCAAAUCUGAACCAGUUUGUGCUGGAAAAAAAGACACGAAGCCAAAAUCCUUUGGAAGCGAAUGCGUGAUGAAUAAUCACAACUGUGAACAUAAAGAUACCUUGCAAGUAUUAAGUAAGGGGGCGUGCGCUGGAUCUGAUGGAAUUCGUCUUUCUUAAUCUUGAAUCCAAAAUAUUAUGAUUUUAUUCUUGAUGUAUCUUACAUAAAAAAAACAAUUAACUGAUUUAUUUAUAUACAUUUGUAUUGUUUAAGGCUUACAACUAAAAUAUCUAGACCUUAAAAAUUAACAAUGUAAUGCGAUUUCGUUGAAUCUUUUUAAUUAGAAUUUUGAAAAAAUAUAUGUGUUUAUGCUUCCA